UGGGUGGGAUUUUUUAGAGAGGCGUUGCCGCAUAGGGAGUACUUCACGAUUGUACUACUUGCACAUUUUCAUACAUUGCGCAUUUUACUGCCCGCGUACGCCACCGCUGUUGUCAGAGUAUACGAUAUAUUCCCGAGAAAUAAAGAUUUAAGCCAUGGCCAACUACAUACACGUACCCGACGAGGCUCCCGCUGUGCCCAAAAUAGAUGUGACAGUUGACGAGAGCGACUACAGACCCGGUGCACUGAAACUGAUCAAGGAGCUGAGACCCAACUGGAAGCCGUCCGAGGUCAAAAUGAAGUUUUUCACAGAUGGAAUAACCAAUAAGCUGCUGGGCUGCUAUGUGGGUACAGCCAUGCAGGAUGUGGUUUUGGUCCGUAUUUACGGCAACAAAACAGAGCUGUUGGUGGACCGGGGAAAUGAGGUGAAAAGUUUCAGAGUACUACACGCUCACCGCUGUGCACCGCGCCUCUACUGUACCUUCAACAAUGGCCUGUGUUAUGAAUUUCUCCAAGGAACUGCCCUGGAGCCUGAACACAUUCGCAGCCAACCUGUUUUCAGGCUCAUCGCCAGACAGCUGGCCAAGUACCACGCCAUCCAUGCCCACAAUGGCUGGGUGCCCCAGUCUGACCUGUGGCUGAAGAUGGGCAAGUACUUUGCUCUCAUCCCCAAGUACUUCAAGGACCCUGAGUGGAAUGCCAGGUUGAGCAUAGAGGUACCCAGCCCACGAUGCCUCAGAGAAGAGCUGGUGUGGCUCCAGCAGAGCUUGUCGGUGCUGGGCUCCCCCGUCGUUCUCUGCCACAACGACCUGCUCUGCAAAAACAUCAUCUACAACCGGGAUGAAGGCAAUGUAAAGUUCAUUGACUACGAAUAUGCUGGGUACAAUUACCAAGCCUACGACAUUGGGAACCAUUUCAAUGAGUUUGCCGGCCUGAACGAGGUGGAUUACAGUCAUUAUCCAGGGCGGGCCUUUCAGCUGCAGUGGCUCCGCUCCUACUUGGAGGCCUAUAAGGAGCACAAAGGCCAGGGCAGUGACGUGACUGAUAGAGAGGUGGAGAUUCUUUAUGUCCAAGUCAACCGAUUUGCCCUGGCGUCUCAUUUCUUCUGGGGUCUCUGGGCUCUGAUUCAGGCCAAGUUCUCCACCAUCGACUUUGACUUCUUGGGAUAUGCAGUCCUGCGCUUCAACCAAUACUUCAAAAUGAAACCAGAGGUGGCUGCACUGAACUUACCAGAAUAAUCGCUGCCAACCCCUCAUUUUCUCCUUCUUCUCCUGCUCUUCCUCCCCUCCAACCUGCUCUCUGCGCCUCAUACUCCAACAGCCUAGUGCCCUCUAGGGGUGUGGGGAAGAGCCAGACUGAGAGUCUGUCCUGUUCAGUGCCUACGGGUCCCCCCUCCACUGUCCUUAUCUCUAGAGACUGAAUGGACCACAAUCUUAUCCAUCAUCUACAGUCACACCUUCAGUUAACCAGGAGGUAUCCCAAAUUUAUAGUAUGGGUGUGUGUGAAGGACUGACUUGAGGCCUGCUAUAAUGUGAAGCUCACAUGGCAAGAUUUAUUGUGAUUAUCCAAUAUUCUAAUAUCAAUCAGGAUAUUAACAUGAUAUCAGCAUAUCUAUUUGUAAGCGGCUCUUUUCAUUGCUCAAAAUUCAAUUACAUAGCAACCACCUUGAUGACUGACAGGUGGCCCAAACACUAAUCCAAUUGCCUGGAUUCACCUUCCUCAUAUGCACAUUCAUGGGGAAAACCCUUGAAAGCCAGCCAAAUUUAUAACGACAUGAUGGCAAUAAAGCCUGCUUUGUUUGCUAAGGAACCAAGAUGAAAAGGAGAAACAAAUGCUGAGAUGGAAAGGCCAGUGCGAUCCGUUAAUCCCAUGUGAUAAAAAAACGCGUGGCCUACCCUGUGACUCUUGUUUUCACCCUUAUUUGCCCCAGCAUAUUGUGCAUGGGUGGUGCGCCAAAAUAGCCAUGUAGUCAUUGUUGCUGUGUAGUUUUUUGGUGAGGGUUUGUGUUUUGGCUUUUCUAACUUAAAGGUAGAAACAUGAAGUUGUUGGAGAGCAUCUUGUGUUUACAUCUAACCUCUCCUUUUAGUUAAACAGUUGUACAUCACCGAGCAGCCGUUUGACUCGAGGGAGUUUCACUGUAAUUUAGGUUUCAGGUUUGUUUUGACACUUGGUUUUUGUCUAAAUCUUAACUGGAGACAAAAAAUGCAUCUCACUGUAAUUUUGAACAUUCCAUGUUCAUAAUACUAAGACAAGAAAUUUGGUUGUAGGUAACACAAUGAGUCAGCAGUGUUAGGGACUUUUUUCACUGUGACACCGACUGUAAGCCAUGCUGCACUAGACAAGACCAAACCAUAUUAUUGUCUGCUCCAUUUCAGGGAAAGUUUGGGAAUCAUCUUUAAUAUUACAAAACACUGUUGUUCAGUCCUGACGAACUAAGGAACUGACCAUAUUAUGUACUUGUAGACCAGUCUUCGUUCACAAAUAUGUUAUUAAGAUAAGUGAUAUGGCCUUGCUUGACUGUUAGAUGUCUGAGUCUCUGUUGGCAUUCAUCAUUUCAAGCGCCAAAUGUUGAAAUGAAGGUUUGUAGAAAAGUGUGGAGUUUUGGCAGAGAAGAAAGUGUAGUUGGUUAUCUCAGAGAGGUUAAGUUGAUCUGUGUUCAUUUAAAGUCAGCUGUCAGGGGGACCUAAGGAACAAGAGCACCAUCUAUUGGAGAGAAUAAGAAUGGCUGCUGCCAGCUACUGUCCUUUAUAUUCACCUUUGACCUUUAUGUUAAAUGAUAAUGUUUUAAAGGAGGCUCUUUACCAACUAAAACAAGUUCAUCUCUUGGUUACUUUAACAAGCCUACACCAAAGUGCUGACAUCUGUUUUUUGCUUGUACAUAAUGCACACUGUUUCAUUUUCUAUGUAGCACAAAGACGAUUAGAAUGACAAUUAUAUAGACUUAUUAAAAACAACAUUUUUUUACUUAUUCAAAUGGGAAUGUUAAGGCUGAGGUCUUUGAGAGUGUGUAGACGUUUGCUGGUACAGUAACACAUGACACCUGGGUAAAUAUUGUAUAUUCAAAAAAGCAGCUUAAAAGUGAGAAGUUUCAGCAAAACCUCACAUGUAUAAUGUGGUGAUACAAGUUUUCUUGUUUACUCAAAAGUAUAUUUGCUAGUUACAUAUUUACCUAGGUGACCUCUGCUGUAACAAGUUUGUGAAGCUCCGUAACUGACAAGGCAGGAUUGUCCAUUCAUGUAUACACUCCCACACAGUACUAGAUAAGAAGACAUUGAUAUGUUAGUCUGCCUGUGUGCCUGUGAAAGCUCUUAUUUUGUAUUUACAAUUUUGAAGUUUGAAGGGUAGCCCUGUUACUUCUCUUCUGUCUUUAAUUUAGUGUUGUCUGUUUUUAAUGCUGGUGAAUUAAGAUGGACGAUUUAAGAAGUAGUUUAAGUCAAACCUUAUAUGAAUUUCAAAUGUGUAUGUGUCGGCUUUUAAUAUGAAAAUUUUCCAUAAAAGCAUUUGAUGGUAAGUGGUUUUGAUGAAGUUACUGGUUUAAGUUGUGUUGGAGGAACAUGUUAUGGUUCUGGGGAAGACUGUUUUCUGUUUGGAGUCUGUUUAAUACACUGUCGCACCACGUUUACACAUAACAUGCACAAAUUAAUGUAGUUGGUCAAAUUCGACUGCCAUAUAAUCAGAAUAUUAACAAAUUCAAAAAUUACACUGCUGAAAUAUUUCCUAUAGGCUUUAAUUUCCCCAUACAUCGGAAAUAAAUGAAUGCAUUUCACGGUGUAUCAGAGGUAAUCUCGGUUCUGAUUAUAACAUGAACGAGCACUACAUUUCUGACGUGUGUGUUUGUAUUUAACAUUGUAAAAAAAUAUGUAUCUUUAAAUCUCCCUGGCCACUGUAGCAUAUGUUUAUAUGUACAGUAAACAAAUGUAAUAAUAUCUUUGCUUGUUCUCAAAUGUGAAUGAAUGUACAUAGAGGGAGUCCUUUUAUUUUUUUGUUUUCUAAACGUUGCAUUAAAGUGAAUAGUUGCCUGGGGUAAAGGUGAAAUUUAAAAAUGACAUUUCCGUUACUGUAAACAUGCUUUGAAAAAUAAAUUCUAUUUACCCUUA
Lates calcarifer (barramundi perch) is the source of this 4096-nucleotide messenger RNA. It is a transcript of the gene etnk1, whose product is annotated as ethanolamine kinase 1. Gene Ontology annotation, cellular component: cytoplasm. Lineage: Eukaryota; Metazoa; Chordata; Actinopteri; Centropomidae. The record is from RefSeq and is a predicted model, not a curated record. Gene Ontology annotation, biological process: phosphatidylethanolamine biosynthetic process. Bases 155 to 1237 code for a protein of 360 amino acids. Gene Ontology annotation, molecular function: ethanolamine kinase activity. The transcript has 8 exons.